AUGGCUGAAGUUCAAAUGGCUUCAGAGACAGCCGAAAAUGAUGUGUUGAUGCUUGGGGAACGAGGAUUAAAUGGCCGGGUUUCUCGACUGGAGGAAAAUGGCGAUGGAAUUAGUCCGCCAGAGAGGCCAAGACGGGAAACAAGACAGAACACGCGUUUAAACUCGGAAGAACUGGUCGCAGAGAAGUUAAUAAAGUUGAAGAAUUCAAGAAGCGGUCAUGUAGGACAUUUGACGUACUUGGCUAAUAAGAUAAGUGCACUUUUAACUGAUAACAGUAAUAUUAAAAUGGUAAAGGAACUAAGUGUAAUGUUUGACCGACAAUGGGAUCGCUUUGAACUCGUGCAUGACGAAAUAUUAGUCUAUGCUAGCCAAGACGAAUUGACUAAAGAAAAUGCUUUUCGUGUCUAUAACGAACAGUCGCAAAGAAAAUUAGACCUGUUUGACAAAAUCCUACAGUAUUCAGAUAGGGUAAAAGUUAGAUACGAUCAGAAAGAAACUUUAGAUGGAAAUGUCGAGACGCUACGUAAAUCUAGUGAUCAUUCGCCCAGAACGAGUAUUUCUUCAAGCAGUACAAAGUCUCUCGGGGCUCGCCUUAAAAGAGAAAAGGCGUCUACCGUUUCAUAACCAAGCGAGAUGGAGAGAUAGAGUUAGCAAGAUCUUAAAGUCGAGUCAUUCGCGACCUACGUUUUGGUGAUUUAGUGGAAUAUCUGCAAGAAAGAGCCAGCUCAGAAAACAACCCGUUGUAUAGGAAGUUGUCAGGAAAUUUCAAGAAGGACGAUACAAAAACUAGAGGGAAAAGUAACCUCAACAAAUCUGAUGGAACGAGAAUAUCAAGCUUUGCCACCCAGUUUGAUUCAGCGCCCUCAAACCAGCGAUAUGAUGAAAGAUCACCGAGCUGCCCCCGCUGCCAUAAUAAACAUCAUCUGUCCUCAUGCACAAAGUUCUUACAUGAUACUCCUGAGAACAGAAGAAAAUUUGUGCUGCAAUCCAAAUUAUGCUUUCAAUGUCUAUCCCCUGGGCAUUACAAAAGAUACUGUAAAAGUAUCAAGUGCGAAGCUCGUGGUUGCAAUAGACGGCAUCAUAGUCUGCUGCACUUGGACAAUGUACAAUACCCAACAUCGGAAAACGCGAGAAGAUCAAACCAAGCAACGACUUGUGAUGCGAGUGUACAAACGAAUGCAGCUAACAUUAGCCCAAAAGUCUACAGGACCACGACAGCGUUGCCAGUCGUAGCAGUAGUCGUAUGCGGUAAAGACGGCAAGAAGAAAUCCACAUAUGUUUUAUUAGAUCAGGCAAGUGAAGCGUCGUUCAUCCAUAGCAAUUUAGCGCAACAUCUGAACCUAACUGGUACGAAAGGAAUACUCUCAGUGAAAUCUUUAACUGGUUGUAAAUCAAUACACGUGGAGAGAGUCCCUCUUAACGUAGAGUCAGCUAGUCAUUCUUGUGAAGGAUCGAGGAUGCAGUGUAAAGAUGUCAUCAUUACCGAUACUCUGGAUGUCCAACUUAAGGUUGUUCCGAAACAAGAAAACAUUACUGACUGGAAGCACUUAUCGGACGUUGAAUUUCCUGACAUCGAUUGCAACGGUAUCGAGCUAUUAAUCGGGGCUGAUAAUCCAGCAGCCUUUAUCACCGAUGAGAUUAGAGUUGGUGGACCAGACGAACCAUGGGCAUUCAAGUAUAAAUUUGGAUGGGCUCUGAUGGGACCGAUGAAUCGUGAUCAACAGACUAGAAUCGAUGUCCAUCUUCUACAACAUUCUGAGACCCAGAGCGAGGAAAAGCUGUUGUCAGAAGAAAUCUAUCGGUUUUUCAAGGAUGAUGGUCUUGGAGUGGUGACGGAUACGUCAAGGACGAUGUCGUUCGAGGAUAAGAAAGCGAAGGAAAUCAUGGAAGAUUCGGUGUCUAUGGUCAAUGGGCACUAUGAAGUGGGAAUGCUGUGGAAAGACGAGGACAUUAGAUUGCCUAAUAACCACCGCAUGGCACUGAAACGCCUAGAAUACUUAAAAACUCGUCUCCAGAGAGAUGAAAAUCUGCUUCAUCAGUAUCGAAAGAAAAUAGACGAGUAUGUCACGAAGGGGUACGCAACGAAAUUGACGACUGACGAAGCCGCAAGGACUUCAUCCAAGACAUGGUAUCUACCACACCAUCCAGUUUUUCAUCCGAACAAGCCCGGGAAAGUUCGGAUUGUAUCCGACGCUGCCGCAAAGUUCGAAGGUACAUCGUUGAACAAUAAUCUGCUUCAUGGUCCUAAUUUGGCGAAUAACGUAGUUGAUGUGCUCCUGCGAUUUCGACAAAAGAAAGUAGCGGUGAUGGCCGACAUUCAAGAAAUGUUUCAUCAAGUAAGAGUUCCAGAAGAUCAAAGAGAUUCCUUACGUUUCCUAUGGUUUUCUCCUAACCUCAACGAUCCACCGGACACGUAUUAUAUGAAUGUUCACAUAUUUGGUGCAAAGGAUUCUCCAUCAAUAGCGAACUUUGCAUUAAAGAGAACGGCUGAAGAUAAUGUUAAUGAAGUUGGGCGGGAAGUUGUCGAGGUGGUUAAGAAAGCCUUCUACGUAGAUGAUCUUUUGAAGUCGGUUCCGAACGAAGCAAAAGCGAUUCAAUUGACAAACGACCUAAGGGAGCUUCUUCUGAGAGGGGGUUUCCGAUUGACUAAAUUCUCAAGCACAAGUAAAGAUGUACUCGCUACUCUGCCCGCUUCAGAACGCGCGAACUCAUCAAUGAAUCUCGACUUAGAUAAAUUACCGACAGAGAAAGCUCUCGGAAUACAGUGGAAUGUUGAUGACGACGUGUUUCAAUUUAAAGUCACUAACGUAGACAAGCCAGAAACGAAACGAGGUAUGUUGUCAACCGUCGCGAGUUUGUACGACCCGUUAGGAUUCAUCGCUCCUGUGAUGUUGCUUGGUAAAUACAGCUACAAAGAUUGUGGCAGUUGAAAUUGACCUGGGAUCAACAACUUCCUGAUGAAGAGCUGCAAAAAUGGCGAAAAUGGAAAAACGCACUUUCGCUCUUGUCUAAAGUUAACGUCCCGCGUUGUAUCAAAGAUACGAUACAAGUCGAACAGAUGAAGUCAAAAGAAGACAAAGCACUGAAAGACAUCCAGUUUCACACUUUCUCGGAUGCGAGUGAGAAGGGAUACGGUUGUGCUUCUUAUUUCCGAAGCGAGUUCAAGGAUGGAUCAAUUGCUUGUACUUUGGCCUUUGGCAAAGCUCGUGCCGCACCUUUACGGAAAAUUUCCAUUCCUCGUUUAGAACUGCAAGCCGCAGUUUUGGCAGUAUACGCAUUAGUGAGAUGAUUCAACGCGAAGUUCAAAUUAACUUUAGUAAGAUCUUUUAUUGGACAGAUUCGGAAGUGGUGUUGAAGUAUAUCAUGAAUGAAAAUAAACGCUUCACCGUUUUCGUUGGUAAUCGGAUAGCAGAGAUUAGAGAAAAGUCGGAAUUGGAUCAAUGGAAGUACUGCCCCGGUGAAGAAAACCCAAGUGAUGAUGCUUCACGCGGAUUAUCUCCCUCGCAGUUGACUACGGAUUGCCGAUGGCUGAAUGGACCCUCGGUUCUGAAAGGAGCAGAAUCGACCUGGCCUAAAACGUCGUUAGGAAAUUUAGAGGAUGAUGAUUAUUCGGGCGAGGAUGAGAUUCAAAGAAGCAUGGUUAUCGGAAUUGAUAUUCCUGUCCUGCAUCAACUACUUGAAAGGUAUUCAACUUGGAGUUUGCUGAGAGAGAAAGUUGUAUGGCUUACACGAUUCAAGUUAUAUCUCUGUCGUCGUAUUUCUUCGGUCUAUUCCUGCCCUCGAGAAAAACCCGGCUCUGAGGAAUUAAGAACUGCGGAGAACGAUAUUCUACGAUUAGUUCAGCGACACGUUUAUGCAGAGGAAUACCAACAUCUCAGCGAAGGUAAUGAAUGUGUGAAAUCGUCCAGCAACAUCGCUAAACUUAGCCCAUUCAUUGGUGAAGAUAGUCUCAUAAGAGUCGGAAGCAGACUGGAAAACGCACCUCUUAGCUACGAUGCAAAAUUUCCUCCUAUCAUCCCAAAGCAGCAUUGGAUAGCGGAAUUGAUGGCACGUGAUGUUCAUUAUAAUAACGCUCAAAGCGGUCAAGAACACACACUGAACUUACUACGACAAAGAGUGUGGAUUUGCCAUGCUCGGUCUUUGGUGAGAAAAAUCAUCAACAAGUGCUUUGUUUGUCGAAAGGGGAAUGCUCCGACACUCACUCAGAAAAUGUCACCUUUACAAUCAUGUCGAUUAAUGGCCUACGAACCCCCGUUUUCUUAUGUUGGAGCCGAUAUGUUUGGUCCAUUGUUUGUAAAACAAGGUCGAUCAAACCCGAAGAGGUGGGGAUGUAUAUUUACAUGCAUGAGUACCAGAGCGAUACACUUGGAAGUGGUACCCUCAUUGGAAACGGACGAUUUUGUUAAUGUUCUUCGAUUACUUGUUGCAAGACGUGGUACCCCAAAGGAAAUACGGACAGAUUGCGGAACAAAUUUUCGUGGAGCGGACAAUGAGUUGAAGAAGGCCAUCACUCAUUGGAAUGAUAAUCAACUGACCGAUAAAUUAUCUCAGAGGGGGAUAAAAUGGAUUUUUCAUCCUCCAUAUGCCCCUCAUUUUGCUGGUGUUUGGGAAAGAUUAAUCAAAGAUGUUAAACGUUCGUUGAAAAGCGAUCUUGCGAGGAUCAUUAGUAACUGA
Paramuricea clavata is the source of this 4674-nucleotide messenger RNA. Lineage: Eukaryota; Metazoa; Cnidaria; Anthozoa; Malacalcyonacea; Plexauridae. The record is from the annotation of a GenBank genome assembly.